AGCGAGAAAAUUAAGAGAAGAAAAACGUGAGAGCGAGAGCGAGACAACGACAGCUAAAACCUCCCACCAGAGAACUCAAAGUAACAAAUAAUUCUCUGCCUCUUCCUCCUCCACUGUUUCUCCCACAGAUUUUCCACCUCCUACUAGUAUAGGGUUUUCCGUCGCUGUUCCCGGAAGGAAACAAACUUAGGAUGGGGUUUUAUUUCUGACAUUUAACUGCCAAUCGUAUUAUUCGGGAUUCAUUGCUUUAUAAAUUUUUGAUGCUCAAUUGACUGAGCAUUGCCCUUUAAUGAGUGCUUAAAAUCCGUUCAUGCGAUUAUUUCAAUUUGAGGAGCUAAGAUGGAUGACGGGGGGCAUCGUGAGAAUGGAAGACACAAAGCAGAUCAAUAUAAAGCAGCCCAGGGGCAGUGGUUGAUGCAACCUCAGCCUUCAAUGAAACAGAUCAUGUCAAUCAUAGCUGAAAGGGAUCAAGCUAUUCAAGAGCGAAAUUUGGCCCUUUCAGAUAAGAAGGCUGCUAUCGCAGAGCGAGACAUGGCAUUCCUGCAACGAGAUACAGCCAUUGCAGAGAGAAAUAAUGCCAUGAUGGAACGAGACAAUGCUAUUGCUGCUCUGCAAUACCGGGAGAGCUCCUUGAGCAGUGGUAAUAUGUCCUCUUGUCCUCCAGGAUGCCAAAUCUCACGUGGGGUGAAGCACAUGCACCAUCCACAGCAGCUUCAUGUGCCUCACAUGAACGAAGGUCAUUACAGUUCAAGGGAAUUGAACGCGAGCGAUUCCCUCCCAAUAAUUCCAGUUGGUACUGAGGCUUCAAAAGCACGGCGGGGUAGACGACCUAAGGAAACCAAGGGAAUGCCAUCCAGUAAAAAGGCUUCAAAACGUCCAAAGAAGGUUAAGAUGGAGAGCGAGGACUUGAAUAAUAUCUCGUUUGGCAACUCACAUGAGUGGAAGAAUGAGCAGGAUAUGGGUGUUGGAGGUGACGAUCUAAACAAACGGUUGGUGGUAUCAAAGGCUGAUUGGAAGGGCCAAGACUUGGGGUUAAAUCAGGUUGCAUUUGAUGAGUCAACCAUGCCAUCGCCAGUAUGCUCCUGCACUGGAGUCCUAAGGCAGUGCUACAAAUGGGGAAAUGGAGGAUGGCAAUCUGCAUGUUGCACCACCAAUUUGUCAAUGUAUCCACUACCUGCAGUGCCAAACAAGCGGCAUGCACGUGUAGGUGGACGAAAGAUGAGUGGAAGUGCUUUCAACAAACUUCUUAGCCGACUUGCAGCGGAGGGCAAUGAUCUUUCAAUUCCUGUAGAUCUGAAGGAACAUUGGGCUAAGCAUGGGACAAAUCGCUACAUUACAAUCAAAUAGACUUAAUAUGAUCCAUAAGGUAGAAGAUAAACUAAGGAGAUGACAUAAAACUUCUGGUAUGCCUCCUCAAAUUUCCUUUCAGCAGUGGGCUGAUUAAAUAUAUGAUGGCAGCCUGACAGCCACUGGAAGUCACUUGGUGAGGACACUUAGUAAACUGAUUCACAUGUCCUAGUUAUUAAAAUGUUUCUCAUUUCUGGGUUUUAAGAUAAAGAUUUGCUGUUCUUGUGCCAUUUAUCCUUUUAACUCUUGUUGUAUGUGAAAUAAUUUGCCCAUUGCUCAUGUAUUAGUAGUUUGUAUGAAUGGAAGUGUAACUAGUGAUAAUAUUGGUCAUCUAGUUUUAUUCGAAAA
This is a messenger RNA of Tripterygium wilfordii, 1695 nucleotides long. RefSeq names its product protein BASIC PENTACYSTEINE6-like. Gene Ontology annotation, biological process: response to ethylene. The coding region runs from base 340 to 1347 and encodes 335 amino acids. Gene Ontology annotation, cellular component: nucleus. The transcript is spliced from 4 exons. Gene Ontology annotation, molecular function: DNA-binding transcription factor activity; sequence-specific DNA binding. The record is from RefSeq and is a predicted model, not a curated record. NCBI's taxonomy places the organism in Eukaryota, Viridiplantae, Streptophyta, Magnoliopsida, Celastrales, Celastraceae.